This is a messenger RNA of Oikopleura dioica, 972 nucleotides long. Lineage: Eukaryota; Metazoa; Chordata; Appendicularia; Copelata; Oikopleuridae. The record is from the annotation of a GenBank genome assembly.
AUGCUUCUUUUUUCUUCUUUUCUGCUGCUAUCAUCAGCCCAGCUAUUCCAGGAGAAUGCUAUUUUUGAGAGAAAAGUGCCGCCAAGAACUCCUGAUCAGCGCUUGGGAACCCUUCAAAUAUUCCUAAACGAUUGGAUCCGUCAUCACAUCGGUUCAAAGCGAAUAAAUCGGUCAGCAAACUGGAUUCAAAGAGAGUUUUUUGGGGGCAGCGAAGGAUUUGAUGAACACAAGCUGUUGAUGCUCUACUUCAAGCAAGACGAAGAAGGCUUCCCGAGCUGCUCUUACUACAACCCAACGAACAUGAACCACGCUGGACCCCGACUGCCAUCAGAACCGCGACAUUACGAGCGUCAAGCAAAUGCCGAUUUAGGCCUCUAUGAUCAUAUAAAAAUCAAAAAGCGCAAAAGGCGAAAUGCUUCUCAGUUUUCACAGCCGGAAAUCGUGCUCGAUCAGUUGAAACUUGUUGCGAGGCUGCCUCCGAAUGGCACGGAAAAGAGCAUUGAACAUGGCUUUGGAAGAAGAAACAACGAUUUGAUUCAACUCAUCAGAAACAGGGAGGACUUUUUCGACAUCUACGACCUCGCGCUAGAAUUGGACCGCUCGAUGGCUGCUUUGAGAAAACUCUCUUCAGAUCCAAGAAGAAGCUGGAGCCAGAUCAGAAUGGGCUUUCUCAAGUGGAUAGCUAGAUACACAGCUGAUUGCAAGGUCGAACGCGAGUCGCAAAAACAUACAGUUUUGAUAAUGGAGUUCUUUGAAAAACUGAUGAUGCUGUACGAGUGCCUGUAUGAAGGAAAAACACCCCCAGAAGAAGGAAGAGUUGCAACUGCAAGGGUCAAGUUUAUCUACGGAGCAGGGACCGUUGAAGAAGCCAAGUACGACGAAAAGCUCAGUUUUCUGAUCGAGCCACCACGCUGCUCGGUAAACGACCACAUGCGACGUGUCCUGGAAACCCUUCGCCGAAGAAGAAAGUAA